GGGACAAAAUAUCUCCCCAAAUUCCAAGGCAGGGCCCUCCAGCCUAAGAAAUUAUAUUGGAUUUUCCUUAUAAAGGUAGAACUAGCCAUCUCGGUUAGGUCAUGUAUCGGUGUUCGGCAGGCAAGCAGAGUUGCGAUCCCGCGGGCAAAUUUGCCACCAGUAUUUGCCAGGAUUCAGGUGAAAUACGGAGAAAAAAACACUGUAAGCAAUAUCCGAACUGCCAGAUCAUGGAGACGGCCGAAGACAAAUACACAAAGGAUGGAACAACAGAGACGCAUGUCAAUUCUGCUGAUGGAACAACAGAGAUACAUGGAAACCCUGCUGUAGACAUAUACACAAAAGACGGAACGACGGAUAUACAUGGAAACCCUGCUGUGAGGAAAGACACCGGGAAUUGGAGGGCUUGCCCCUACAUUCUUGCAAAUGAAUGUUGUGAAAGGCUGGCAUAUUAUGGGAUGAGCUCCAAUCUGGUAAACUACAUGAAGUACCGUCUCCACCAAGGGAAUGCCACAGCAGCAAAAAAUAACUCGGACUGGACAGGCACGUGCUAUAUUAUGUCUCUCCUUGGGGCUUUUCUAGCUGAUGCCUACCUUGGAAGAUAUUGGACGAUUGCCAUUUUUGUGAUAGUUUAUAUCUUUGGUUUGACGCUAUUGACUCUGACGGCAUCCAUCCCAGGGCUGAGACCUGCUUGCGAGAACGGUGCCUGCAACCCAACGGAUGCUCAGAGUGCAGCGUUCUUCGCAGCGCUUUAUCUCAUCGCACUAGGUACUGGAGGGAUAAAGCCCUGCGUCUCUUCUUUUGGGGCUGACCAAUUUGAUGAAUCGCACGAAUCCGAGAAGAAAAGGAAGAGCUCCUUCUUCAAUUGGUUCUACUUCUCGAUCAACAUUGGGGCCUUGGUUGCGUCCUCGGUGCUGGUCUGGAUACAGGACAACGUCGGAUGGGGCUUGGGCUUUGGAAUCCCUGCGGUGGCAAUGGCCAUUGCGGUUGCGAGCUUCUUCUGGGGCACCCCAUUGUACAGACACCAGAAACCUGGAGGAAGCCCCCUCACACGCGUCGCCCAAGUCGUCGUCGCAUCAUUUAGGAAAUCCGGAGUGAAGGUACCCGCGGACAAUUCUUUGCUGUAUGAGAUUUCGGAGAAGGAAUCUGCAAUCCAAGGUAGCCGUAAGCUCGAGCACACGGACCAGUUCAAGUUCCUCGACAAGGCAGCUGUGAGGACUCGUGAUGAUAAGAUCAAUGGUCCGGCGGACCCAUGGAUGCUGUGCACGGUCACCCAAGUGGAGGAGGUCAAGAGCGUUGUGCGAAUUCUUCCUAUAUGGGCCACUGGCAUCAUCUUCUCCGCCGUCUACAGCCAGAUGAGCAACAUGUUUGUCAUCCAAGGGGAUACUCUAGAUACAAAAAUGGGCCCCCAUUUCAAGAUUCCACCUGCGUCACUCUCCAUGGUCGACACCAUCAGUGUUAUACUAUGCGUUCCCAUCUAUGAUCGCAUCGUCGUCCCGGUGGCUCGAAGGUUCACCGGUAACGAGCGGGGUUUAACUCAGCUGACAAGGAUGGGCAUCGGUCUGGUCAUCUCCAUAUUCUCCAUGCUGGCUGCUGGGAUUCUGGAGGUGGUGAGGCUCCGCAUCAUAGCGAGGGAUGACUUAUACGACAGUGAUGCCAUUGUGCCCCUGUCUAUAUUCUGGCAGGCACCUCAGUACUUCAUCGUUGGGGUAGCGGAAGUGUUCACCUUUAUCGGGCAGCUGGAGUUCUACUACGACCAGGCGCCUGACGCCAUGAGGAGCAUGCUUUCUGCACUCCCGCUGACCACGGUGGCACUUGGAAACUACUUGAGCUCCCUGCUUGUCACCAUCGUCACGGCCAUCACCACCAGGAACGGGAAGCUGGGCUGGAUUCCUGAUAAUACAAACCGGGCCCACAUUGAUUACUUCUUCUGGCUGCUGGCGAUACUCAGCCUCGCCAACUUUGGAGUCUACCUUUUGAUCGCCAAGUGGUAUACCUAUAAGAAGACAGCAGCUGAGGAUAUUGAAUUGCAGUAACACCUAAAGACGCACAUCUCUAGCUGCUGCUUUUAGGGCUUCGGGUUGGAUGUUCUACAAGCUAGCUGUUUGCAGGUUCGACUCUUUUAUAUAUAUAUAUAUAUAUAUAUUAUAAGUAACAUGUACUGCUUAUGUACUUAAGUGCAACUCUCUAGACUUGGAUUCUACUUGGAUGUCAACGUAAGUAACAUGUACACGUUGGAAUUCGUCGAAAAUUAAAGCUGGUGUACUUUCAAAUUUCAAGCAAUGUAUGAGAUGACUGAAA
Molecule: messenger RNA, 2298 nt
Organism: Elaeis guineensis (African oil palm)
Lineage: Eukaryota; Viridiplantae; Streptophyta; Magnoliopsida; Arecales; Arecaceae
Source: RefSeq, a predicted model, not a curated record